CAAAAACAGCUCCCACGUACUUGUCCCGGACAGUGUGUCCUCGGCUCGGAUCCCUGGCGGUAACAUUAGCCACAGAAACAUGCUCUUUGCUCGGACUGUGACGCCUGUUUUUUUCCUCGCCACCUCUGGUCGAGGUUUGUGAUGCGAGCCGAGCUGCAGCACGACAGAGGGUGAGACAAGAGCCACACAGUCGGAAAAUAUUUUGUAUCUUGACACAGAAGAAUGGACUUUGUCGGGGGGGAGCUUAAAGCAGCAGUGAUGCGACCGUACACGGGCCUGAGUGUCAUUGUUGGGCUACAACUUUAGCAAGCUAGCUAACAUUAGCUCGCUCAAAUUCAUGCAAAUGAAUUGGUUUGGUGUCGGGCUCUGAGCUCACUCUGCUAGCGUAAUGGAGGCACCCUGAGUGGCUUGUUCAUUCCAGCUGACUGUCCUGGUCCUCUUAAAUACUGCUGGCAAUGUGCUGACGACCAGGGAGCAGUAGGACGCGGUUAACAGAAAUUAUUAAGUGGUAGCUGAGGCUGCCUGACUUGGUGAUAGUUGAGCAAAGUUGCCUAGUUUGUCAGAUAAAUACAGAGACAGUGUUUCUCACUGGUAUCACAUAUUUAUUGUAUUGAUAUUUGUGUGGAAUUGCACUUUAUCUUACAUUUAAAAGGAUGCAACAAAGUCACUUUUGAUUUGGACUAGUGAAAAAUAUAAUUUAAAUCACUUUGUCCCCCCCCAAAAAACUAACCGGGCAAUACAUAGGUAUAACUUUCUGAUUGCACUUAGAUAUAAUUUGGUCAAUAAAGGACCACUAUAGGUGCACAUCUACAUGUCUUGUAGUGAGAAGGCCAGAGACGGACUUAUCCUUAGUUACUGUUUAACCUAAUAUCCAGGCUGUCUGGCACAGUUAAAGACUGAGUUUCACUGGAAAUGAAAACAUGAAUAUCGAAGAGCAGUGUUUAGAUUUGUGCAAUGUAAAGACAAAAAGUAACAUGGAUGAUGAACAUAACACUACCAACAACACCGACGGGGUCAUCCCCCGGAUCUCUGAACUGAUGAUGGACAGUAACGCAGAAAAACAAAAAAAUGUUCCCACAGAGGCCUCUGAAACGUACCUGUUGCCUCAGCUCACAGACAACCUUCAGGUGGCGGAGGAGGAUAACCACCAGGCACAAGACACACUGGAAAUUGACGAGGUCAAUGGAAAUAGAAAGAGCAGUGCUCAAGACAACCCUGCUUUAGCAAAUCCCACUGACUUAAUCUUUUCUAAUGAUGAGCAGCAUAAGGACAAUAUUGGGGUGGAGAAAAGGAAGGACGAUAAGGACACUGCAAAGUUUGUUGUGGGAGAAGGGGAUGAUGGCGGGGACAUGGACAUUGGUGUGGAUCUGAGUCUCGAUGAGAGCGGGGUGUUGGAGGCAGAAUCGACAAAUGUCGGAUCAUUGUCAGACAAUACUUUAGACUCAAAGUUGACAACUCAAGAUGCCCCAGCUGGCAGCGUGGCAGACAGCCUGUCAGAGGCAAGCCAGACAAGUAGCACAGAAGCUUCAGCCUCAGACCAGGCUGUGCUGUACCCCGUGGUGCAGGAGGGGGACGAUAAACACAAACCAAGUGGCAAACAUGUGACGUUUCCCACAGAUGAGGAUAUUGUCUCUGGAGCAGUGGAGCCCAAGGACCCCUGGAGACAUGCUCAGAAUGUGACGGUGGACGAGAUCCUCUCCUCCUACAAACAGGCCUGUCAGAAGCUCAACUGUAAACCCAUUCCCAAAGUGCUCAAGCAGAUACAGGAACUGAAAGACCUGACACAGCGAAAUGAAUGCUUAGAUCUAAAAGGUGAGAAGUUGGACUACAAAGCAUGUGAGUCUCUGGAAGAGAUUUUGAAGAGAGUCCAGUUUAAAGUGAUCGACCUAGAGCAGACCAACCUGGAUGAAGAUGGUGCAUCGGCUCUGUUUGACAUGAUAGAGUACUAUGAGUCGGCCACACAUCUCAACAUCUCCUUCAACAAGCACAUUGGCACUCGGGGAUGGCAGGCUGCAGCUCACAUGAUGAGAAAGACGAGCUCUCUGCAGUAUCUCGAUGCACGCAACACUCCUCUGCUGGACCACUCGGCUCCCUUUGUGGCGCGAGCGCUGAGGAUCAGUGGCAGCCUGGCAGUCCUCCACCUGGAGAACGCUGGUCUGUCUGGCAGACCGCUCAUGUUGCUGGCUACGGCACUGAAGAUGAAUAUGAACCUACGGGAGUUGUACCUGGCAGAUAAUAAACUCAAUGGCCUGCAGGAUUCAGCACAGCUUGGCAACUUGCUGAAGUUCAACUACAACAUCCAGAUCCUGGACCUGCGCAACAAUCACAUCCUAGACUCUGGUUUGGCCUACGUGUGUGAAGGCCUAAAAGAGCAGAGGAAAGGCCUCGUCACUUUGGUGCUAUGGAACAACCAGCUCACACACAACGGCAUGGGCUACCUCGCUGCUGCACUGCCUUGCACCCAGAGUCUGGAGACUCUGAACCUCGGCCAUAACUCUGUGGGUAACGAAGGGGUACACAAGCUGAAAGAUGGACUGAUCGCCAACCGCUCUGUGCUCAGACUGGGCCUCGCCUCCACCAAGCUGUCCUGCGAAGGAGCUGUGGCUGUGGCUGAAUUCAUUGCAGAGAGCCCCAGACUACUGCGACUGGACCUUCGAGAAAAUGAGAUCAAGACAGGGGGACUGAUGGCUCUGUCGCUCGCCCUAAAAGUCAACACCUCUCUGCUCCGUCUCGACCUCGACCGGGAGCCCAAGAAAGAAACUGUUAAAAGUUUCAUUGAGACCCAGCGUGCACUGCUCUCUGAGAUCCAGAACGGCUGUAAGAGAAACUUCAUCCUGGCCAAAGAGAAGGAGGAAACAGAGCAGAAGAUGAGGCAGUCGGCAUCCAUGGCUGAAAUCGCCACUGAGGAUGGAACCAGAGAAGAGGAGGAAGAACCAGCAUCAGAAGAGCAACGCGACAAAGAGGGUAAAGAAGAAGAAGAAACAACAGGAAGCAAAGGACAGACCAGCAACCAGUCAGGAGCGAGCUCUGAGACGAGCACUCCUCAGAUACACCUGGAGUCGGACUCGGACACGGAGGAUGACGAGGAAGAGGAGGUGGUAACAACAUCCUCAAACUCCUCUAGUUCAAACCAGACUGCUCCUCAAACCCAGGCCGGGGUCGCACAGCCCCCCCUCAGUGCCUCACGUACAUCCCCGGCUGCCUCACCUACCAGCGGGCCAAGCGUCAUAUCGGGCAUCACCGUCACAGAAGCCACAGUUCCUCCCGGCACGCCUCCAUCACCGGGACGCUGUAUAUCCGUCUCAAGUCCAGGGAGGGGUCAUAAGAUCUUCAUGGUAACUCGGGUGGAGAGCCCACCUGACCAGCAGCAGCUAAAACUCCUGAUGAACACACCUGCAGCCAGCAGCCAGGCUAAAGAGGCCUCAAAGAAGCCUUCAGUUGCAAGUACACAGCAGACAGCCCCGCCGCCCGCAUCUCAAACACAACUGAGCUCCCCUGCUCCGUCAACAGACUGUCCUGUGACAGAGCAGAGUCCAGUAGCACCCGUAGAAUCCACACUAAAUUCUACACAGACCAACACACUAGAGCCACAGUCUGAGGACGUCAUAGCUAGCACUUUAGACACAGAAGUGAGAGAUCCAAGUCUACAAGCACCAGUCCUGCCUUUAAGUUCCUCACAGGUGCAGGCUGUAGCAUUUCAGUUCAAUGAGGAAGUAACAGAGAGCACUAAAAGCCCCGAACCUGAGCCCACUUCUGUAGAACAGCAGCCUGCUGAUGAAAAGAAGGAAGAAGAGGAGCAGAAAGAGGGUGUACUAGAGGAGGAGAAACAUGUAAUGUCACCAGAAAGCACAGAAGGAGAGCGUAAACAACCGUUAGCGUUUGUACUUGAACAGUUACAGAAUGAGCUAGCAUCUGCAUCAGAGGAGACGCAGUCAUCAAACCAAACGAAGGAAGACGACGAGGCUCUUCCACAACAGGAGAAUCAGGAGGCUGAAAAACCUUUAACAGAGGAAGAGUACAGCCAGCCAAGCCAAGAAAAAACAAGUCUAAAGCCAGACGAAGAACAGCAGCAAACUGAACCAGAUGAAGAGGAAGUGGUUCAGCCUGUUCAGACUGACAAACAGGCACAAGGAGGAGCACAAGAGGCGAAUCCUCCAGCAGGAGAGGCCUCAGAGAGCCCCGACCCCGCCAUAUCCUCAGCUGCCUCAACCGGGUCUGAAACUGCUGCGAGUUCAAACUCACCUUUCGAGGUGGACGAAUCACCUGAUGAGAGCUCUGCCGAUGAAGGCGAGUGUUUCCCCGAGGCUCUGAUCAGCGUGGAGGAGGAGGUUGUGAGUUCAGCUCUGCCCAACGGCCUGAAGCCCGAGUUCUCCCUCCAUCUUCUCGACUCUGAGAGCCCAAAACCAGGCAGCUGUGUGAUAGAGCACGUGAGUGUGAGCUGCGGUCAAGACCUGGAGGAGCUGCUGCUAGAAGCCAGUUUGGAGACAGGGAGAGACGCACCAUGAGGUCAUGAGGGACUGCGACGACAGGAGAAAACACCACUCAGAUAGUUUGUCUGGCUCUACUACAUGACUGGUUGCCCCUACAGUACAAUGUUCUGUCAUUUCUUUGACUUUAUUACCAAAACAACCGUUCCACAAACAAAGGACACGAGGACCUGGUGUUACAGUCGAAGCUCUAAUACAAGAAAAAAAAAAAAAACACAAAGCAAAUUAUGGAAAGGACAAAAUCAACUUCUCGACCUUGGCUGUGACGAAUAAGGAAUCCUCUACAUCCACACUACAUCAACCACUGAAACACAUCUACAUAUGCACAUUGAGGAAAGGGGGGGGGGGAAAUAAAAUCACCCUGUUAUCACUACAUCUUGUCAUUCUGCAAUCUUUACCUGUUAGCAACAAAGAAGAGAGAUGGGGGGACAAAUAGGAGGGAGGAUAAAACACUAACCAAAGACAGACCUUUCUCACACCCCUGCUUGCUCUCUUGUGUAGAUAUCCACUGAAGUUGGGAAAAGUACAAGCAAUUAAAGUUUUUUGGUUUUGUUUUUUUUUUCUUUGUUUCUUGACACAAAGACAUAAAGUUGUGUUUGGACAAUGGUGUCGACAGCACCACUCAGAAGACACACAGACCCUGCUGGCUUUAAACACUUGUUGUAGAGGUGGAAGUGGGUCACUGUCAAAGGCUUUUAUAUCUGAGCAAGCUGAAGAUUUCAACACGUCUGUUUAAAUGUUUCGUCUGUGUCCCCACAUCCCAACGAUUAUUCCCCUCAUAAAAAAAAAAAACAACAACAAAAAAGUCUAAACUCUAAGGGACCUCUGCCAAGGUGACCUCCCUCUUGUCUGUUUUCUCGUCCUCUGCUCACUUUGGCCCCUCAGGAAUCAGCAUCCCCCAUCCUCCCGCCUGCCUCCGCUACAACAAAAACUGCUUCUUCUUUUUUUUUUAAAGAAAAACCCAGAACUUCUGCAAAUGUUGGAAAGUAAGACGUCUGCCUUUUGGUUGAGUUAUUUACAGUAAAGAGAAAAAAAAAGUUGUCUUUUUCUUUUUUCUCUGCAACUUCAGACACUAUCGUCGCUUUGUCCGACCAGUCGUCACUCUGUGAAACUCUUCAAAACGUAAAGAGAAGCAGCUUGGUCUCUGUUGUCAUCUCCCCUCUUUUUCCUCCUGUGUCCCUCAGUCUUCCACUCGUACCUCUCGGCUCCAGCUCAUCAUCCAUGUUGCCUUCAUCCUUCACCACUUCUCUUCAGACUCCUCUUUGUUUCCGUUUGGCUACUUUGAGAAAUCAGUUAUUUUGUAUUUAUUUUAUAGCUAUAUAUGAGCCUUUUCUGAUUCAUUUCUCCCCCUCCACCCCUCUCUUCAUUUUAUCUUUCCUUUUUUUCCAUUUUGGGGGUUGCUUUUAAAAAAUCCCCCCCCCCUCUUUUUUUGAUGUAUAUUUCAGAUUAGAGCAAAUAUUUAGUUUUGUUUUUGUUUUGUUUUUUUUUGAGGGAGGGGGGCAAUCUGUGAUGGGCGGAAAAGGUAAAUAUGAUUUGAUAGUUGACUACAGUAGCAGUCGGGGUGCAGUUUUGAAAGCAAACACAAGGAAGCAGCAAACAUAAUGGUCCCCUGUUGUUUUAAUGUAACACUACUCUGCUGGGUGAGGAUGUGGCCAUGAGGGGGCGCUGACAGUUACGGUGUUUUCCUGCAGGAGACAACUGAAAGAUAUCACAUACAACACACUGAUCACAUCCAGCUCCUGUCCUGAAUUUCACAGAGCAAAGCAGCAAGACUUCACUUGAAAUGUCAACUUCAUGUAUGUUUGUGAAGAAAAGCUGGUUUUCCAUACUCUGAUUUUUUUUCCUGAAGUAGAUGCAGGCAGGUGUGUGUGUGUGUGUGUUUCUUUUUUUUUCCUUCUUUUUUUCUCCUGGAAAAGAGCAGUGUUUGACCCUCCUGCUCUUCAUUCUCUCCACCCAACAGACAGUUUUGAGAGCUGAAAUCAUCGUUGCUGUGCUGCCCCCCACUGUUUGUAAUGCUUUAAUUUUUAGACAUUUUUAAUAAUUUGUUAACUUAAUUGAAAUGUGCUGGUAAUCACAAAGAUAUGUAUGGCGAAAUUUGUUCCUCUCAAAUAAAUGCAUGUAAUGACUAAUAUGUCUGAAUGUUUCACUGAAAUUACUCAAGUUUGAGACUUUUUUUUUUCUUCCUUUCUUUUCUGUCUUUUUUUUUUUUUUGCAUGAAAAACAGGAGAAAUCUGUUUUCAGAUGGAGUUUGGUUGGGAUAUUUGGAUACAACUGGUGACUUUCCGAUGUGUGUUGCAGAGAAUCAAAUCAAUAUAUCACUUAUAUAAGAAUAGUACUGGUUAAUAAAUCUACAUGAAAACGA
Molecule: messenger RNA, 6849 nt
Organism: Scomber scombrus (Atlantic mackerel)
Lineage: Eukaryota; Metazoa; Chordata; Actinopteri; Scombriformes; Scombridae
Gene: ppp1r37
Product: protein phosphatase 1, regulatory subunit 37
Exons: 14
Coding region: 921-4505 (1194 amino acids)
Molecular function (GO): protein binding
Source: RefSeq, a predicted model, not a curated record